UGUCUGCUGUCGUCCGAUUGGCCGAAGGCUGCUGGUCAAAUUCCGCCAAAACAGGAAGGACUUGUUUGGUCGGAUGCCAGCGUCACACACACUUGGGACACAAGUCACCCGCCAGCGUGUCACCUGGACUUAAACUUGGACCUGGACCUGUGCUCAGAGGUUGUGAUGUGGAUCUUGAUUCUGGUACCAGCUGGGUUCUUCAUCAGUGUCAUCCUGCUCAAGCUCAGCAACACCUCCACAGCUGAUUUGACGCAUGUGUUCUGGUCCAGGCAGAGCAAGAGCACCCCCAAACCGUCAGCUGGGUCUUGUGUUUCGAAGACACGUUGUCCACAAGAUCACUUCAGCUUCUACAUGCAGAGUGGUGCUGCUAAUGUGGUGCCGCCAAAGAUCUGCGUCCAAAGCAAACUGGUUCUGGGGACAGUGUUGAACAAUGCCGGGCUGGGAAUAAAUGUUGUCAUUCUGAAUGGUAAAACGGGGGCCGUGGUGCAGAGUGAUCACUUCAACAUGUACAGUGAGGAUGACAAAUCUCUCAUUGACUUCCUGAAGAACAUCCAGCAAGGUUCUGCUGUCCUCAUGGCGUCCUACGACGACCCAUCUACAAGGCUCACAGAUGAAGCCAAAAAGCUGAUUGGUGAACUGGGGAGUUCUGCCGUUCAAUCACUGGCAUUCAGAGAUAACUGGGUCUUUGUUGGCGGCAAAGGAGUGGUCACCAGCAACUUAGAGAAGCUGCUGAAGAAUGACAAAGAAAAGAACAAAUACAACAACUGGCCAGAGCUCAUAGAGCUGGAAGGAUGCAUCCCAAAAUAUUUAGGCUGACCACCUUUGACCUUGUUUACUCAAUCAACUGUAAAGUUGUGCUUUUAUUUUGAUGGUUUUACUAGUGUGCCAAUAUUUUGCUUACUGGAAACUAGGGUACUCGGCCUGAGAUACUGCAGUAUCUCAUUGCCUUUGGAAAUGGCAUUUUGAAUAUGAGAAAUGAUACUCAAAAUGCCCUAUAAUUUCAAUAAAAACAAUGAAAACCGGGAUAUUUGUAUCACUUUCCAAAAAAAGACGUGGACGGCCAGAAGAGAACGUAACAGAACACGUCAUGGGAAAACAGGACGUUUGGUCACCCAAGUUUUACUGAAAAAAAAUAUGGAAAACAGGAAGCACGUUUUUGAAUGUGAAAAGAAUGACAAAACUAUUUGUGUAUUUUUUCCAUUGUUGUUUACUCAUUGCCCAUAAACUAAAAUAAACUUCAUGAA
This is a messenger RNA of Dunckerocampus dactyliophorus (ringed pipefish), 1244 nucleotides long. Its product is annotated as protein FAM3C-like. Bases 166 to 816 code for a protein of 216 amino acids. The transcript has 9 exons. The record is from RefSeq and is a predicted model, not a curated record. NCBI's taxonomy places the organism in Eukaryota, Metazoa, Chordata, Actinopteri, Syngnathiformes, Syngnathidae.